GGGGGGGGCGUCCGAGCCGGACCCGACCCUCCCCCCCCCCCCCCCAGCUCCCGCUCCCGACCGUGCCCACCGGCAGUCACUGAACCAACAGUGAGGUUGGGGUGCGACAGCUGAACGUGUAUCACAAACGUAGCGGACAAGAGGGCAGUUUUAGUUUUAAAGCGGGCCCGCUAUUGGCCUGAUUUUGCAGCGUUCCCCAGCUCCUAGAGCUCCGAAUGAAGUACACGAGGGAGGAACAUGGAGAAAUCUGCAUUAGAGUUUGACUUGCCGAUUACCCUGUUGGCUCGUAUCCGCCCCGGCGCUUAGUACAGUCCCUGCCACAAGACCGAAGCUUCUUGGUGACCUCUUCUGAGGACCGAUUUGGGGAACGUAAUUGUGAAGACUCGCUGGACGUACGUUCCCGUUGUUUUCGGAGGACCCUGUGCCUGGCCCGGAGACAAGUGCCAGCUGACCGAGGUGAACCCAGCGGGGUCAACCGCCGACUUUGCAGGGUCCCAGGAGCGAAGUGAGGCUGUGCAGUCCAGAGGAGCAAGAGGUCAGACGAAAGGCCAAGCCCCAGCAGGGCUGGUCAAAGCAACAUGGCUGCUCUCUCACCAGAGAAUUGUUCCUUUCAGUCCCAGAUGAGCCAAGGGAGCCAGCCUCUAGAUGGGAGCGGUGUGCUGCUUUUGAUUAUUUUGGGAAAAACUUUCUUGAACCUCUUCGUGCUAGGAGCGCGAAGGAAGACGGUGUACCAAAGCUUUUUGGAAUACUUUUCCAUUUCGGUAGCCAUCAUCGACUUCACGCUUUUGGCGACCCUCUCCUUUAUCGCCUAUUUUGAGGAUUUUGCACUGUGGGACGUUAGAUUUACUAAAUACCAUAUGUGCCUGUUUACUCAAAUUAUAUCUUUUACCUACGGCUUGUCCCAUUAUCCGGUUUUUCUUGUAGCUGGUUUGGAUUACUAUGUGACCGUAUUGCAAACCUCCAGACCGCCCCCCGCGCGCCAAAAACUGUCUUACGCGGUAGCUGUGGUUUUGAUCUGGAUUUCGAUCUUCUUUUACACCUUGGAAGAUCCGAACACCUAUUCGAGCCUCACCGCACGGCGAGAUUUUUAUUUUUACCAGUGCCCUUUCUACGUGAGCAUUCAAAGCUACCGGUUAUCUUUCGCCGUAGUACUGGUUCUGUUUUUGGUUCUCGUCGCGUGCUGGUCUGAAGUCGUUACCCUGAUCCGGUCGACCAGGAUCGCCUCUUACAUGAACGAGACGGUCCUGUUCUUCCCGUCGGCCGCCGGCCACGCUCAGGCGGGGGUCUCGAAGAAGCAGUUCUCGACCAAGCUCACGAUCUGCUUUCUCGGAACCUGGGCCCCGUUUGUUUUCCUUCAGAUACUCAUCCUCCUACUGGAUGUCCGCAUCCCGGCGUAUAUCGAGAUGAACGUUCCCUGGUUGUACUUCAUCAACAGCUUCCUCAUUGCCGCCGUUUACUGGGUUCGACGUCCCGAGCUUCAGGUAACAGAGACCGCGUUGUUUUCCACCGAUCCUUUCGUCGGCUGGGAAUUCUGUUUCGUCCCUUUCACGGUGCCCGAGGGGCAGACUGAAAAGCCGCCGUCCAUAAUAACCUGUUAAGGUGGCUCUGUGGAAAGCCGCCUCCCCGUCCCGACCAAUCUUAGGUGGCCAAGAGCACAAAAAGCCGUCGUUUUCGAAGCACAGAUGAACCAAGGUAAAGGGACGGGAUACCUUGUAAAGCAAAAAACUAAGGCACUCGAAAUUCCGUUUGAAUUCGUUUGUUUUCCCAGGAGUUUGUUCUACUGUACGAGUAAACGGACCAAGGGAUUUUGAUAUUACUCCAUAAUCACUAUGGUGUUACGAGACGCCGGUACAGUGUCCCGAGCCCUGGAGUAGGUAGAGUAGUACAAAUCGAUCCCACAGUCUGAAGGGGGAGGGAAAGCAGGAAUUGAAUACCCGUUCUACGGAUGUGGAAACUGAAGCACAGAGAAGGUAGGUGAACUGCCCAAGGUCAUUGAGAAGGCAAGGAGUGGGGCUGUUACUAGAACCCCGGCCGCCCACGCCCCACACCUAUGAUUUUCCCACUAGGCCACACUCCUGGGGCCACGUCCUGGCUCCAUCGCUUGCCUGCUCCGUGACAUCGGGCCUGUCGCGUAUUCUCACCCUUUAAAUAGGGAUCAGAGCCCUGUCAUCCCUCCCUCUUAAACACCGAGCCCCUUGUAGGACAAGGGCUGCGUCUGAAUGAUUGUCUCUACUCCAAGUGCUGAGCCUAAAGUGAGUGCUCAAUAAAGCUCAUUAUUCUUAUUAGAAGUAUGAAGAUGAAGUUAUUUCUAGUGCCUUCAGUUGCUCCAGACUUGUAUACAAAAUGUUUUAUUAGAAAAUAAUAUCUUCCAGCCUUGGAAUGUUUUUAAGUUUCCUACUGCAGUAGGCAGCGAUAAGCAUAAUUGCUAUCUGCACGCAGUGGCAGUUAGUAUUUCUUGCCUCAGUUCUCUCCUUUAUGCUUGUUUUCCGUUACUUUACUGUCACUGGUGAAUGUCCUGCUCCAAAGGGAAAUUUUGAAGAUAAAACAGGAAGUUAAUGUAAUUAUGAAAUAAAUCAGUUCUUCUGAACAAAAGUGUUAAA
Molecule: messenger RNA, 2600 nt
Organism: Ornithorhynchus anatinus (platypus)
Lineage: Eukaryota; Metazoa; Chordata; Mammalia; Monotremata; Ornithorhynchidae
Gene: GPR160
Product: G protein-coupled receptor 160
Exons: 5
Coding region: 579-1598 (339 amino acids)
Cellular component (GO): plasma membrane; signaling receptor complex
Source: RefSeq, a predicted model, not a curated record